Messenger RNA from Chanos chanos (milkfish), 4518 nucleotides. RefSeq names its product lymphoid-restricted membrane protein (gene lrmp). The record is from RefSeq and is a predicted model, not a curated record. Lineage: Eukaryota; Metazoa; Chordata; Actinopteri; Gonorynchiformes; Chanidae. The transcript is spliced from 38 exons. Gene Ontology annotation, cellular component: endoplasmic reticulum membrane.
AUGGACCUGGGUGUAACACAGAGACGGCACAAUCCAGUAGACAGCAUCUGCCGCAAGCUUCAGACCAUCCAACGCCGUGAUCGUGAGACCAAUUCACCCUUCCAGAUCCCCAAGUUUCAGUCCAGCAGCUACGACAGCCCUCACUCAGGGCUGCGCUGCAACCUGGAGGCCAUUCUGAAAAAGCGCACCCUCCAUGAAGACCCUGAAUCAGACUCUGCCCAGGACUGCACGAUUGCGGGCAUGGUGACACCCACUGCUUCCCCAGGGCCCCGCCCAACAACCCACACAGCUACACCUGCCAUCAUCCCAUUCACACCUGCCAAUGCCACAUUCACCAUCACUAGCACUCUGGGCUCUACUGGGGAGAGGAGGAGCACAGGGGUGGGUCAGAGCAGGAUUUGGCAACGCCCCUGCUCCACCCCAUCUGCCCAGACUGGAGACAACUACUUCAGCUUCACCCGUUUCCCCACCCACAGCCAACCAGAGGGGUCAGGGCAGGACAGCCAGCAGCAGAGAAUCCCCUCACACAGCCUCCUCUCAUACAACCUUAACUUCUGUUCUGCCAAUUCCUCCUCCACCCUGUUGGACUCAGAGCUGGCCUAUCCAGCACUGGUUGUCAAAAGACUGUCUAUGGGAGAUGGAGGUCUUUGCUCCUCUGAGCCCAAAAAAGAGAGUCUGGCAGAGGUAAGCCUUAUCUGUGAGGAGGACCUGCUUGACACCAUCUUCCACGCAUGUGAUACCCAGCGUAGAGGUAAGGUGUAUGUGUCACGUAUUGUGGACUAUCUGCGUCACACCACCAGUCGCAGCUCUGAGGACAGUGGACUAGAGGAGCUGUGUAACAUGCUGGAUCCGGAGCACAAAGACAUCUCCAUCGAUCUAGACACCUAUCAUGCCAUUAUGAAGGAGUGGAUUGAAGACUGUCGCAACCAGGAGGAAGACACUCAGGAGCUAACACAGGAGGCAGUAAAACUCAGAGAGAGCCUGUCAGCCAAGAGAUCAGCUCUGCUCAACAUGACAUCUGGCAGUCUGGAGGCUUUUGGGGGAGAAGUGUCCAGGGCUGACCUAGAGACGUCAGACCUGGUGUACUGUGUGGCUGACCUGCAGUUUAAUAAUCAGAAGCUGCAAGAGGAGGUGAGAAAGCUUAAACAGGCCAUGGAAUCCAUGGAGGACACCAAUCAGAAACUGAUUGAAGAAAAUGAAGAACUCAAGACUCAGGCUAAAGUAGGUCAGCAGCUGGUUCAGAGGGAGAAGCUGUUGAAGGAGGAGGUUGAAGAGAUGAAGCUGACUCUGAACAUCAUGGAGGAGAGCCGGGCACAGGCCUCAACGCAGAGCAAACAGUUGGAACGAGAGAACCAGAAGCUUGUAACAAAGAUUGCUUCUCUACAAGAGGAGAACCUUAAAAUGACCAUGGAAGUGGAUGACUUACAGAAGAAGAUGAUGGAGCUCUGUGAUCUCAAUGCCGACCUUCAGGUUCAAAUUCACUCAUUUGACUCAGUAAUUGGAGAGAAGGAGGCUAUGAUUCAAGAGAAAAGCAGACAAAUAGAGGAACUAAAGGCUGCUGUCAUGGAAUACUCUUCUGUCACCGAGCGGCUGAGAGCAGACAAGACUAGGCUGGAAAGUCAGAUGCAGCAGCUUCUUCCCGACAUGACAGUUGCAGGACUUUCUCUCUCUCUGGCCUACAGGCUGAAUCAGACAAGCUCUGGUUCUCUGCAGACAGAGCUGGCUAUGGCCCAGAAUUCCUUGGAGGGUGCUGAGCGGGUCUCUUCCUCCCCCCUGUGUUUCACCUCUCCGCUUGACGAGACGUUGGAUCGAGAGGUUUUGCUACUGCUGCAGGGACCUACACCAGAACAAAUGGCCCAGGAGUUCAGGGCUCGUCUCAACAGACUGAGAAAGGAAUUUAAGGAGAACAGUCACACUGUGCUGUCUGUCCUCAGAGACUUUAAAAGCAGCCAAGAACCCAGCACUGAGCAUGUCCUACAGGGCCUCCAGGCGCAGUUAGAACAGCAACGAGGUGACUGGUUCCACAGCCUGGACCAGCUGGAGCACUACACAGAUUCUCUCGAGAAAGAGCUGCUGAAGAUGACCAGCAACAUGCGCCGCUCACGCACUGAAAUCCUGCACCUGUCUGUCAGGGUCCAAGAACAGGAGAAUCAGAAACAACAGCUGUGUGAGGAGCUGGACCAGCUGAAGACCCCUCAGGACAGUCAAGAAGCCAGCUGCCAGACACCAGACAACCUGCAGCAGGUUGUCGAGGACUUGGAUGCUCCUUCUUUGGAGUGGGACGAGGAAUAUGCUCUCCCAGAGUCUCCUCCAGACAAAGAGCCGGCAGAGGAGGUGCUGAGAGAGUUCUGCUGUGAAGGAGUGGAACGGUGUGGACAUCAAGAGGACGAAGAACGGGUUCUAUGCUUCAUUCGCAAAGGUGGAGCUGAGAAGCAGGCUUCAAACAGAGAGGAAACACAAGACACUAGCGUUGAAGAAGAAAAAAUUAAAGAAGAUUCCACCCACUCUCAGGCAGCUCCACCAGACCACCUCACUGUCAGAGACACAUCAGAAACUGCCAUUUUUACCAAGAAGGGCCAACAAGAGAAUAGUGGAGUUGCACUGGAGGAAGCCAGACUCCCAGAAUGCACCAGAGUUGAAGCCGCCCACAACCAUGCUGUCCACAGUGCAACAAAUGAACCUGCUCCUCUCCCUCACUCCCACACACUGUGUGUUGAUGAGCUGACCCAGACUCCUGUUCAGGCCUUACCAGAACUCCUGUCCCUCACACAGGGGUCACCCGCUGCAUCAACACAACCUGGGUUCCUAAGCAACCCUGAGAUGCCAUCUCCCAGCAAUAACCCUCCAGUACUGGACACAAGCAUUUCUCAAACCGAAAGAGCGGUGCAGGCGGAGGCUGCAGAGAGAGAACCCCAGAGAGAGCAGGAGACCACAGACGGCAUGAGUCACUCACAGGGCUCAGGGAAAAGGCAGUCCCAGGAAGAGCAUUCCGAAUCCUCCGCAACGCUGGACCGGAGCUACUUACUGCCGGUGGCUGAGGAGGAGGAAGCCAUGCCAGAAGCUGCUCAAGUGGAUUUAACAGGUCAUGACCAGCAAAGUGCAGAGAGAAUGGACAGUAAACCCAAAUCAGUGGAUAGUCCAUCCAGCCCAACAAACCAGACCAAAGGCAGCCAUGCAGACUCUGACCCCAGUCUUACAGAAGGGGGUCUCCCCUCCACCCCUCUACUAGGGGGCCAGACUCCACCGGGACCCAAAAAAGAAUCUCUAAUUCUGAGGAACAAAUUCAAAAGGGAUCUGGAUCGGUCACGCAGUAUGGAAGCCAUAGAAGAACAAAAAACACAGGAGGACAGUGAGGUGUUUGCAGGCACUGAGAAAGAAGGUGACACAUCUGUCAUCUCUGAGGAUGCCAGCGAUUCAGUGAAAGAUGACAGAAACAGCCUGUCCCCAAGUGACAAAGAAAUUGAGGCGGAGUUCCAGCGGCUCUCUCUGGGCUUUAAGUGUGACAUGUUCACUUUGGAGAAGCGGCUCCGUCUCGAGGAGCGCUCACGAGAUCUCGCCGAAGAGAAUGUUCGCAGGGAGGUGUCCAGCUGCCAAGGCUUGCUGCAGGCACUGAUCCCACGGUGUGAGGAUGAUAAUCAGUCUAUGGAGAUCAUCUUAAGACUGCAGAAGAAUCUGGAUAUCCUCAUCCAGGCCAUGACCAGAGUAUCUAGCCGCUCAGAGAUGUUGGGAGCCAUUCACCAAGAGAGUAGGAUAGGUAAAGCUGUGGAGGUCAUGAUACAGCAUGUGGAGAAUCUUCGGAGGAUGUACACUAAAGAACAUGCUGAGCUAAUGGAGCUGAAAGAAACACUCAUGCAGAACGAGAGAUCCUUUGGCACACACACUGAGAGAGAUGAUUUUCGAAAUAAAAAGCAGCCAGGUUCAUUCUACAAGCCCUCUGGUCGACGGGUCAGUAUUGCAGCAAUCCCGCGGAGUAGUGGUGGGCCCAUGAACUUUGAACUGGGUAAGGAUGCCACGGAAACGGACGCGGACAGGUUGGCCCGGAGAUCACCAUGGUGAGUAAGCAGCCAGCGGCCGCCGCUGAAACGCUUUGUCAGUUCAGGCGCUUGGGCCGACACUGACGAGCCAUCGUUCCUCAAUAGGUACGGUCAUGACACAGACUCAUACACGGAGGAGGAACGUCGAGAGCAACCGCCAAAGGAGAGGAAGUCGAGUCUAACUGAACUGAGCAACAAAAUCACUGCCCUCAUAAGGCAAAAGAUUCCGAGUACCAGUCAGAUGGAGCCAGCUGUUACCUGCUCCAUGGAGGUCCGUCCCAGUGUUCCUAGCAGUGCUCGUGGACUGUGGCUGUGGGUGGCACUGGUACUGGUUCUGGCCGGUCUCCUGGCUCUACUGGCUAGCCUUGUUCUUCAGCCUGCGGUGGACGCAGCCCCAGUGGGGACUGGGGACUCCUGGACCACCAUCCAGCAGCUGCUGUGGCCCUACACUGGGCUUCGACACAAUGGCCAGCCACCUGUGUGA